UGUAUUACGGGGGGACAUCGUCCAGGUCAAGAUGCAGUUAGAAGACAUUCUCCUGCAAUGCGCGAUGUGUGACCGCGAGUUCGCACUCCAGGUGCUUGCAGAAGUUGCAUUUUUGGAAGGCAGGUUAUCCGACGCCAUAGAUUUCCUACAGAAAAUUAGUAGUGAUGUUUGAGGGACGCCAGCCAAGACAAGUCCUUUGGUACACCGUCUCGAAAGGUGUCGUGGCGAGCGAUCAGGGGGAUCACGACCUUGCGAGGGAGCUCAUUCACGAAGCCUCUGGAGCGCAUGAAUUAUUUGCGCUGCACAGUACGCGCACAUUUCUCCACAGAUCUUAUGGCUCUGCAUGCAUCGAGCUCACUGCAGGCGAGUAUGACAGGGCUGAGUUCCAUUCCUUCGCUACGAUCGAAGGUUGCCAUAUACAAGGUGACCUGCUGGCCAAGUCAUUCAGCGUCCGUGGACUGGGCGAGGUUGCCUUUGCGCGCGGUAACUUCGCUUUAGCUGCACGGCGCUUCGCGGAAACACGGGAUUUUUGCGCUGACAUGGGAGUGCCUCCCCGAAACUUAUACAGCUGUACACCAUUCGAUGUGCUGCCAGAGAGAUUUAAUGGAUGGGCGUUGUUUUUGGAGGAUCAGUCACCGUUUGCAAAUGUUAUGCAAACAUAAUACUCGGUAGCCUGCAAUGCAUAGUAUCUUGUAUGAUUAGGCAACUCGGAUCGCGUAGGUAACCUACUUGAAUUUAUAAUAAAGUUGAUCG
Suillus paluster is the source of this 753-nucleotide messenger RNA. RefSeq lists its product as uncharacterized. Gene Ontology annotation, molecular function: protein binding. The transcript has a single exon. Lineage: Eukaryota; Fungi; Basidiomycota; Agaricomycetes; Boletales; Suillaceae. The coding region runs from base 165 to 662 and encodes 165 amino acids. The record is from RefSeq and is a predicted model, not a curated record.